Hyposmocoma kahamanoa is the source of this 2834-nucleotide messenger RNA. It is a transcript of the gene Graf, whose product is annotated as rho GTPase-activating protein 26. The transcript has 12 exons. Gene Ontology annotation, molecular function: GTPase activator activity; protein binding. The coding region runs from base 258 to 2789 and encodes 843 amino acids. Gene Ontology annotation, cellular component: cytoplasm. NCBI's taxonomy places the organism in Eukaryota, Metazoa, Arthropoda, Insecta, Lepidoptera, Cosmopterigidae. The record is from RefSeq and is a predicted model, not a curated record. Gene Ontology annotation, biological process: signal transduction.
CGUAAACCUACCAAAAAUACCAAAGUGAAACGAAAUUGGUCAAUUGUAUUUUGUAGUAAAUGUACCCGUAGUUUUAUUUAUGACUAAGUGAAAUUUUUGUGAUUCGUCCUAUCUUUGAGACAUAUCAUUUCCGUCCGUAUAGCAGAGUGGGCGGACGGUGCUCGACCAUGGCAACUGGAAAGGGCGGGCGGUGAAAGUUUGAGGUGGUGUGGGGUUUGUAGAGCGCGUGAGGGCGAGGGUCCGCGGCCCGUGACAUCAUGGGUGUGGGCCUGCAGCCGCUUGAGUUCACCGAGUGCCUGGCGGAUAGUCCUGCCUUUCGUGAGAAUCUGCAGCGCCAUGAGAAGGAGCUGGAACGCACCAGUCAGCAAAUCAAGCGUCUCAUCAAGGAGGUCAAGGAUGUAGUGCAGGCCGCAAAGCGGCUGGGCGCAGCUCAACUGGCGCUGGCGGCGAGCAUGGAGCAGUUCGAGUUCGCGUGCAUCGGCGCCUCGCAGACCGAGGACGAGCGCGUGAUCGGGCGCAGCUUGGCGCACUUCGCCGCGCUCAUACGCACCAUCGAGGACGAGCGCGACCGCAUGCUGGGCCGCGCGCAUGAGCAGAUCAUUCAGCCGCUGGAGCGGUUCCGCAAGGACCACAUCGGCGCUGUCAAGGAGGGGAAGAAGAAGUUCGACAAAAAGACGGCCAAGUUCUGUCAGACGCAGGAGCGCACGCUCUCGCUUUCGGCGCGUAAGCCGGAGAACGUGUUCCAGGAGGUGAGGCCGGCGCCGGCCGCGGGGGGUGGGGCGCCUCGGGAGUACCGCGUGGCCGGCGUGGCCUCCAAGGUGGCGCGCCUCGUGGCCGCGGCCGCCGACCCGCGCCGCCUGCCGCCGCCCGCGCGCCUGCACGACCCCACCGAGUGGGAGUCGCGCACGCUCACGUCGGCGCUCAAGAGCUACCUGCGCGCGCUGCCCGACCGCCUGCUCACGCGCCGCCUGCACCGCCAGCUCAUCCAGGCCGCCAAGUGCGAGAGCCGCGAGGAGCGCGUGGCGGCGCUGCACGCGCUGGUGCGCGCGCUGCCGCAGCCCAACUACGACAUGCUGACGCUGGUGCUGCAGCACCUGCGCAACGUGGCGGCGCGCAGCGACAAGAACCUCAUGUCCGCGUCCAACCUGGCGGUGUGCUGGGGCCCGACGCUGCUGCGCGCCGACACCGACACGGUGGCCUCCAUCCUCGAGCUCAAGUUCUGCAACGUGCUGGUGGAGACCAUGCUGGAGCACUACCGCGACAUCUUCGAGGCGCCGCUGCCGCCCCCCGCGCCGCAGCCCUCCGCCGGCCCCGCCCACAACGGCCUGCUCAGGUACGAGCCAAUUACAAGUAAGGAAACGGGAAUACCAGCUGGAAAUACUGACCGAUCGCGUUAUCUCCCAGUUCGCACUUUAAAAUUGUGCUGCUAUUCUACUAACUUCCGUGCCUUCCACGAGGAAACCGGAUCACCGAGAAGUGCCUUUUCUAUUUUAAACUGUGACGCAUACGAGAGCAGGCGCAAAAUAGAGGAUCAUGGACACGUGAUCAGAAACGAUAGAUACACGCUGCUACAGCUGAUAAUGAUGGACAAAGUGCAACAAAAAAAGCGCGUAGCUUGCUGGGCGAAGGAAGAAAUCGUGGCUGCGGAACGCCCGGGAGUCCGGUUGGCUGCUGAUGGAGACAAAUACAAGAAGCUGUCGGACCGGUCGGUCGACCGCCGCCGUUGGGCACGCCAGACGACAGCCCCGAUGCAGGCGCUAUCCACCGUUCGCCCGCCGCUGCAAGUGACGUCAGUGUAUCUCGGCCGCGCCGCAGUGGACACCGCGCCUACGCCUCUCCCGUUGCCGCUCGUGCGCGAGGAGACGUGCGCCUUUGUUCCGCGCGCGCGCAGAGGCUAUUGUCGGUGGUCGCGUUCGUGUUCAAUGGGGUACGUGCCCGACUCGGGCCGGCCCGCGAUAGACGCCGAGGGAUCUCGCAGGAGCUUGCAUCGUCGCGUCGGCGACGACGGCGCAGAUAAGAAUGCGGUCACAGCUGCGCGCGCGCACCUGCCGAUGCCAUGCCGCAUCGGUGCUAACCGUGAACGCGCUCUAUUCGAGUCUGCAGCUGCCGGGCAGCGCACCGAGGAUCUUAAGGCGUUGGCGGUAAGGUCGCACGCUGCGCACGCGGCGGAGAUAAAGCGAGGGGCAAGUGGAGGGGCGCAUCUCUACCUGCGGGCGGUAAGCGGCGAGGCGCUCGCCAGGUGCUCGCGGCAGGUGCGCACUCGCACACGUGUGCGGCGCGAGCGCAGCUGCCGCGGGGCUCGCCGCUAUAAGGCCUCCCCCGCGACCGCGCCCGGCGAGGCGCGCCCCGACGCGGCGGGCCUGCAGGUGGCCGGCGGCGCGGCCGCGCGCUUCUCGCCGCACCACCAGCAGCUGCUGCAGCAGCUGGUGUGCCCGGCCGGGGCGCCGGCGCCGGCGCCGCCGUACGCGCCGCUGCCGCUGGCGCACGCGCUGCUGCGGGCGCCGCCGCGCGCGCCGCCGUCCAGCAGCUCGUCGGCCGAGUCGGUGUCGUCGCACAACUCGCACGGCGCGUCGCCGCCGCUGGUGCUGCAGGCGCGCGCGGCGCCGCUGCGGUGCGCGCGCGUGCGCACGCUGUACGCCUGCCUGGGCGAGAGCGAGGGCGAGCUGUCGUUCGAGCCCAACCAGAUCAUCACCAACGUGGCGCCGUCGCCCGAGCCCGGCUGGCUGCGCGGCACGCUCAACGGCCGCACCGGCCUCGUGCCCGAGAACUACGUCGAGCCGCUGCCCUGAGCCCCGCCCGGCCCCCGCCCGGCCCCCGCCCGGCCCCCGCCGUUG